Micropterus salmoides (largemouth bass) is the source of this 2250-nucleotide messenger RNA. RefSeq lists its product as uncharacterized. Gene Ontology annotation, molecular function: protein binding. The record is from RefSeq and is a predicted model, not a curated record. Lineage: Eukaryota; Metazoa; Chordata; Actinopteri; Centrarchiformes; Centrarchidae.
ACACUGAGUAUGCUCUUCUGCUAUUGGCUGAUAAUGUUUCCAGAAACAUCAUCUUUGUGAGACACAUUUUGAUGAGGUACCAGUGGUGGCCACAGCGACUCCUCUGCUGCUGCUGGCUGUUACUGUGUUUGUCAUCUCCAUCCUGUCCAGGACUGUGUACAAGUCAUACUUCUUCCCGCUCAUCUCCAACCCUCGAGCAGUACAACAGGCAAGUGGCUGAUGGACCCAAACCACCAGAAAACUGCAGAGAGAAACAUCCUGAACAUAGAGGACUUCCAGGUGGCGGACAUACUCGGGGAGAGAAGCCCUAUCAUUGUCCGUCCUAACUUCCAGCCCUCCUCAGAAGAGGACCUACAUGAAGACACCUCUGUGCUGCUGAUCAGUCACCUCAUCGUCAGACUGUCGACCCUCGAACUGGACACAGAGUAUGUCUCUGACGCUCCAAUAACCACAGAGCAUCAACUAGCUUGUGCCCAGUCCUCCUGUCACCCUGACUACACAGUGAACUGCUGUCAUCCUGACACAGUUUUCAUAUCUGAGGAGAGCCGAGAGGCUGACGCUGCUCUGCUGCAUCAGACACAUGAAGCUAACAGCUGGUUUCCACAGAAAGAGAGCAGACAGGCUGACUUUUCAGAGACGUCCCAUCAGAAAUUAACUGCUGUAAAUGCUGUUUUCGUGAACUCACGGCUAACACAAAGUCGCUGUGCUUGUCAGAUGACCUGUGAGGCAGAAUAUGAAGUAAACUCUUCCUUUCUGGGGAAAAAAGAUGUUGAAACAGUGAGUGGACAGAACAACUGUUCUUAUCUGAUCUGCGAGCCUACUUAUGUAGCAAACAGUUUGUUUACUGAAAAACCUGCAGACAGAACCACCAACUUCAGUACUCCAUGCUCGGUCAAUUGCACAGAUGGAAAAAUAAGAAGAGGCUACAGCCCAACCUGUGACUCUUUCAGACAGGAUGAGAUGAGUAAAAACAACAAUUGUGUGAGGUAGUAUGCAGAACGAAGAGUAACACAUAAUCCUACAAAGUAGCUAAUUAGAAUGCAACAGACUGUGAAUGUGAAUCAUCACAAUAUUGAGUUUCUUCUGGUAUCCUUGUCCUCUUGAUUUUUCACUCAAGUACGAUCAAAGAACAGAGUUACAAAACUCUGCAAAUUCAUCGUCAGGAAAAUACACAAAAUAAACUUCCACCAUUCUUCUUUACAGCAAAACUGUUGCUGCAAAUGCAUUAAACAUGUUGUGGGCAUCAGUGUAUUUGGUGGUAUAGUUCAGUAAGUUGAACUUUAGCCACAAAAGCUGGUUUUAGUGUGAAAGUGCUCAGUUUGCUUGUUAGCCACUAUUGCCAGUGUUAACAUUUUCAAUGUUUUCCAGGAAACAUUUAGCACUUUAUCACGCUAACGUUAGCAUAAUAACCCAUAAAAUGAAUGUUAGCUUGAUAGCAUGGUUAUUAUUAUUUUACCAUGGUCUAUCAGUCCAAGACACAGGUGACCAAAACAUUCCUGGAUUCUGACAAGGACUUUUGUUGCAUGACAGCACAUACAAGGGGGGGAAAACAUGCAUACAGUUGUGUUGCCAUACUAAUGUUUACCAUGUUAACAUCCUUACUUUUACAACAGUGACAUGUUAGACAAAAUCUGCCACAGACAAUGAGAAGUACUUAUAUUAAGCAAUUUAAUAUUUCCUGUUCAUUUCAGUUUAUGGAAAGGUUGUACAUCAGCGUCAAUGAUCAGCCAUUUUGCUGUUUUGACUUUGGUGUAGUGAAAUUGUACAGGCAUCAUCCUGUCAACCCUCUCAAAGAGUACGGUCUAGAACUGCUCUACAUGAUAACUGCAGUGAGAUAACUUCUGUUAUGAAUUGGCACCAUAUAAAUAAAAUUUAAUCCAUUACCGCAUAGAUUAGCAGAAAAUCUGUUUUGCUCUUAUAAUCAAUUAAUGAAUCUUCUUAGCUAAGUGUACUGUAUUAGACUACACUUCAUAAAUACAGAUGGCUGACAUUUGAUUUGAGAAAGAAAUCCAUCCGACAAAGCUGAUGCCUGAAACUCUUUCCUGAAAAAGUUUGUCUAAUUGUAAAAAUGUCAUCAUGCUUCAACAUCAAAAUAGUUUCUUUUGUUACUGUAUAAUAGAAGGUUUAUUCUUUAAAUGUCUGUGGUGUUAUAAUUUAUCUGAACUCUGGAAAUGUAGCCACGGUCCACUUGGCUCAUAGAACUGUUUCUGUUAAUAGCUGAGUGAUGUAAAUACAGCUUGCAGAUAUUAA